AUGGCGGGCAUCCUGACCGGACCUGCCUCGAACAGCCUACAGAGGCUGUUCAUACCAGCCGCCUGCGUAUUCAUCUUCUUUCUGGGCUAUACUUCGCAAUGGCUCUUCAACACGGCGGAAUACCUCGAACCUGGACCCAUGACCCAGCGUGAAACAGCCAUCUUCAACGUCCUGCUUGUGUGCCUGUGGUUGACAUAUUACAAAUCAUGUACUGUACCACCAGGACAAUACACUUUUCCCCCACCACAGUCAAACGACGACGACGACAAGAAGGACAAUAUCGAACCCUCCUCCACCACCGCCAGCUCGACGACCAAACAGUCCCCUAAACAGUCAACAACGCCCGCCCGCUGGUGCAAGAAAUGCGCCGCCCCGAAGCCCCUCCGCGCCCACCACUGCCGCCACUGCGGUACCUGCAUCCCCAAGAUGGACCACCACUGCCCCUGGACGGGCAACUGCGUCUCCCUCCAGACCUUUCCGCACUUCUUCCGCCUCCUCGUCUACGCCAACCUCGCCCUCGCCUACCUCCACUGCAUCCUGCUCUACCCGCGCUUCCGCGCCCUCUUCUGGGACGACUCCUCCCGGCUGCCCGCCUACCUGGGGCCCAGCAUCCCCGCCAUGGUCCACCUGACCCUCCUCGGCCUGCUCGGCGGCCUCGCCAGCCUCGGCAUGGGCGUCCUGCUCAUCACCACCGCCCGCAGCUGGGUGCUGAACCAGACCAUGAUCGAGGGGUGGGAGGUCGAGCGCCACGAGGCCGUGCUGCUGCGCGCCAAAAAGGGCGGCUGGUGGGCCGGCGACGGUGGGACGACGACCCCCGCCCUGCGCAUAGACCGUGUCGAGUUUCCCUACGACCUAGGCUUCUUCGCCAACAUGGCCCAGGCCAUGGGCACCAGGAACAUCCUGUCCUGGCUGGACCCCCUCGUGGGCGGCGGGCCGACCGUCUCUGCCGAAGUGGGCAAGGGCACCGGCUGGGAGUGGGAGGAGAACGGCUUCAACGACCGCGUGGGGAUGUGGCCGCCCCCAGACCCGGACAAGAUGCGCCGGUCAGGCCCUGCGGGGUCCACGUGGCCCGGGGCCGCUGCUGUUUCGAGGGCCGAGAUCGAGAGCAUCGACCACAAGUGGAAGAACCCGCAGGAGGAGGUUGCUGUGUUCAGGGCCAGGCAGGAGAUGGACCUGCGUAGGAGGAGGGGUGAGUCCGGGGUGAUUGCCGAGCUGAAUGAGGGCGAGGAGCUCGAGGACCUGGACUAUGAGUAUGUGGAGAGUGACGAGCCCGGCUGGACCAACUCGGAGGGCGACCGUCUGCGGGACUACGGCGUGGAUGAGGACGCCGAAGAGGACGACGAGGAUGUCCCACUUGGCGAGCUGCUGCGCAGGAGAAAGGCGUAUGAUAAUAGUGAAGCUUAG
Molecule: messenger RNA, 1404 nt
Organism: Cryphonectria parasitica EP155
Lineage: Eukaryota; Fungi; Ascomycota; Sordariomycetes; Diaporthales; Cryphonectriaceae
Product: zf-DHHC-domain-containing protein
Exons: 2
Coding region: 1-1404 (467 amino acids)
Cellular component (GO): endoplasmic reticulum membrane
Molecular function (GO): protein-cysteine S-palmitoyltransferase activity
Source: RefSeq, a predicted model, not a curated record